Molecule: messenger RNA, 5667 nt
Organism: Hippopotamus amphibius kiboko
Lineage: Eukaryota; Metazoa; Chordata; Mammalia; Artiodactyla; Hippopotamidae
Gene: IQCE
Product: IQ motif containing E
Exons: 23
Coding region: 124-2364 (746 amino acids)
Molecular function (GO): protein binding
Source: RefSeq, a predicted model, not a curated record
CGCGUCCGGUCGGCCCGGCCCGCGCGGGGAGGGGCACAUCCGGGGCCCGGCGGGCCGGCGCGGUCGCCACGGCAGCGGGGUCGCGGCGGGCAGCCCCCGGAAGCGCACGGCCGCGCCGCCGCCAUGUCGCUGGGCGCCGGGGAGCCGGCCUCGGAGACGGGAGAUGACAGUCUGUCUGCAAUCACCUUUGACUCUGACUCUGAGACGAAAGCAAAAAGGAAAAGUUUCCACAAACCUCCACCCACGUCACCAAAGUCACCUUAUCACUCUAAGCCGAGAAAAGUGGCCUCCUGGAGAUCUCUGAGGACGGCGGGGAGCGUGCCUCUCGGGAGCCGGAUGUCCUUAACCCCCCAGAAGCUGUGGCUGGGCAGCUCAAAGCAAGGAAGUCUGACCCCCGCUUUGAAGUCAGACCUCACCUUGGAGCGUGCGUGGACCAGCCCCCCCAGCAGCACCCCCGACUACCUGGCCGAAGCUGUGAGAAUGAAGAGGGCAAACCUCAGGCGUCCUGCCCGCCACGGUUAUGUUCCUGGGACCCCUGUCUACAGAGAGAAGGAGGACAUGUAUGACGAGAUCAUGGAGCUGAAGAAGUCAUUACACAUGCAAAGAAGUGAUGUGGAUCUGAUGAGAACAAAGCUUCGGCGCUUAGAAGAGGAAAACAGCAGAAAGGACCGGCAGAUAGAACAGCUUUUGGACCCAUCCCGAGGCCCGGAUUUUGUUCGGACUCUGGCAGAGAAAAGGCCUGAUACUGGCUGGGUGAUCAGUGGGCUGAAGCAGAGGAUUCUCAAGCUGGAGCAGCAGUGCAAGGAGAAGGACGGCGCUAUCAGCAAACUGCAGACUGACAUGAAGACCACUAACUUGGAGGAGAUGAGGAUUGCCAUGGAGACGUAUUACGAGGAGAUUCAUCGUCUCCAGACUCUCUUGGCAAGUUCUGAAACGACAGGAAAGAAGCCUCCAGUGGAGAAGAAAAUCGGCCUUAAGAGGCAGAAAAAAACGAGCAGUGCCCUCCUGAGCUUGUCCCGGAGCGUCCAGGAGCUCACGGAGGAGAACCAGAGCCUGAAGGAAGACCUGGACCGCGUGCUGAGCAACUCCCCCACCGUCUCCAAGAUAAAGGGCUGCGUGGAGUGGAGUAAGCCCCGGCUGCUUCGGCGGAUUGCAGAGCUGGAAGAGAAAAUAAGUUCACUGGAAAGCCCCACAUCGCACGGUUCAGAGGUGGUCAGGUCGAGCCCGCCGGCUCACUCGGCGUCCAGCUCCGCGGUGCACCGGCAGCCGCGCCCCGACCGCCCCGACCACCAGGAGGAGAGCGAGCGUCUGCGGGGGGCCGUGAGGAGCCUGAAGGGCGAGCGGGACGCCCUGCACACCCAGCUUCAGGAGAGAGAUUUGGAGGUGAAGCAGCUGCUGGAGACAAAGGCUGCCCUGGAGAAGGAGCUGGAAAACAUGAAGGAGGGUGAGAAGGAGAGAAGAGGAAGAGAGGAGGCUUUGAGGGAGGAAAUUCAAUUGCUUACCCGGAAGUUUCGAGAACUGGAAGAAAGUAAGAAGGAAGGGGAGGAUGAGCCCAUGGACGUGACGCCUGAGACCCGGGAAGAGCCCCGACCUCCCAGCCCCACUGCCGGCCCCUCCCAGCCGGACUCGGAUCCGGACACGAGUGAGGGGGGCUCCUCCCGGCCCCCCUCCACCUGCUCUGAGGGGAGGAGAGACGCGGCCGCCAGGCUCCUGCAGCGCCGCUGGAAGGGGUACCGACGCCAGAAAAAAAAGGCUGUUCUGGAUGAGGCGGCUGCCGUGCUGCAGGCGGCUUUCCGGGGGCAUCUGGCGCGGGCGAGGCUCCUGUCCAGCAGAGCGUGCAGCUCGGAACCCUCCGUCGUGCCAAGCCCUCCCACCCAGGACACUCCCGAGCCCCGCGUCCCGAGCCCCACCGUCCAGGCCGAGGGGGACCCGUGGCAAGAGGAGGCCGUCACCCUCGUUCAGUCUGCCUUCCGGGCACACCUGGCGCGGGCCAGGCACAGUGCUGCUGGUCCAAGAGCUGCCGCUGCAAGAGCUGCUCCUCCCGAGAGAUCUGCGUGGGCCCCACACAGCACACCCUCCUCUCCACCCUUCCCUGCAGCCUCUCCCGGGCAGGAAGACAGCGAGGGGAGCAGCGGGGAGACCACAGAGGCGCCAGCUCCCGAGGACAGAGCGCCGAGGCCGUGGGGGCCAAGGGCGCCCGCAGCCCCGCCACCCUGCGCCGGGGAGCCCUCGCCCUCAGGGCGGCAGCCCGCGGCGCCUCCACCCGCGGAGGACGUGCCCUCGGACGACUCCGACGAGAUCGUCUUGGCGCCGCCCGCCCUAGGCCCUGCAGGCAAGGUCCGCUGCAGAGGACAGACUCUCUGAGACUGGAAAGUAAUUUAUCUUGUUAGGGAAAGAACGGUGCCCACUUAACACCGGACCACCUUCCCCGGGCUUUCUCUUGUUUUGCCCGUUUCCUUGUUUGUUGAAGGAACCCCAGAUGCCGUCAUUUUAUCUUUCUGUACCCCCGGCUGCAGCCCACACAGUGCUCGACGGACACACCUGCCGGGAGUAGGGGCAGCAGGGAGCCCCACAGAGACACGUCCUGUGCUCUUGGGCACCUCUGGCCACCGUGGCCGGGAACUUACGCUGCCCGCCUCCUCCUCCUCAAUGGCUCCGCCAGCAGGUCAACCUGGUCGCGCCUCUUGUUGGAAGGUCGAGGGGACAAGCCUGCGGGGGUGGGGUCCCCUCAUCCCCGUGACAAAACGCAGCCGUUUCCGAAGUUCAUGAGACUCUGAGGACAUCGGGCUCCCCAAGCGGGUUCCUGUUCCUCAGGCCCCUCCCCCUCACCACACACAGCUUUCUUCUGUCACCUUCUCUACCCCCUUGGGGCACUGUCCGCAAGAGCGGCUCUUCCAGGAAGGCGUCUGGUGGUACAUUUUGUCACUGGGUAGAUGAAGCCUUAAAAAAAUACCAAAUGAUAAUCACAGAAGCAGCAUCGAGUCUGCUUUUGGAACGUGCAGUGGGGAAGGCUCUUCCCCAAGCCCAGCGGCAGGUACUGCGGCCUCUGCGGGGCCGCCUGGGGGGCGAGAGCAGGGGAGCGGAGGAACAUCUCAGGGCAGCACCCCCACCGCGCUGUGUGUAGACGCCAACUCUGGAGUCUGCAGCCCCGGGGGAGGAGGGGGAACUGCAGGUGGCACAGAGGUCCUUUCAGAAGCUCGGUUCUGGUUCUCUGUGGGAUUAGCCCUUGCUGAUGGGUGCAAAGGAAGAGCCUCGGGCUCGGGUGUGAGCUUGAGGGCAUCUGGACGCUGUGCACCCGGGGCUGGUGCCUGACUGUCCUCUUCCCAUCCAGCGACUCCUCUCCCAGGACAGGCAGCGCGCCUUAGGGGAGGGCUGAUGUGGGUCGUAGCUGGAAUGGAGGGUCCUGCCCACUGGGGACAGUUUAAUCCCUGGGCGACCCGUCGGUCUCGCCAGCCCCAGCAGGACCCCAGCCUCCCGACAACGUGGCAGCCCUUCUGACCUUGAACCAGGGGCUCCGGGUCAGACUUGUCCUUCUUUCAGGAAACUCUUGGGCCCUCAUCAUGGCGGUCAGAGGCGUGUGGUGGGAGGAUCCGUGUUGCCCUGUCCCAUGGGAGGGGGAGGGGCCUCCUGGCCCAGCCCCGGCCACCCUGUCAUGCGGGGACCCACCAGUCCCUUUCACCACGUACGUGCUAGUCAUACAGUGGGUUCAAAAAGUUCAGCCUGGGGCCAAGCUCGUGCCCUGUUUUCUUCAUCUGGCCUGUGAGCUGCCAAGUCAGUCUUUUCUCCUGUUUCCCCCGCUGGACUGAGUGCUAACUCACCCGGAUCCGUUGCUGAACUUUGCCCCGUUUCGCCCACUGGGUCUUUUGCUCCUCUGGCUGCCUGCUCAGCUGAAGGCCACCAGUCAGGCCCCCAGAGGGUGGGGAAGGCAGUGCCCGCGGCCUGCACCUCCUGGAGGGGGUCGUCCUCCCCUCACCACAUCCAGAAACGGGCACUUCUGCAUGAGUCCUCGCCCUCGGGAGUCCAGGGCGCUGGGGCCCACGGCAGAUAGAUCACCGUCAGGACGUCCCUGCCCGGGCCGGGGGGCCGGCCAUCUGCAGAGCUGAGGAGGGAAAGUCAGCCCUGGGAUCGGAGUUUUCCAAGAACAUGCCCCUGAGUAUUGUAAAUGUGUACGUGCAUCUGUCUGUGCUCCUGGGGUCCAGCCACGUCCAUCUAGUGAAAGUAAACGGUCCUGAAGCUGCCUCAGUAAGUGACGGCCCUCUGACACUGUGGAUCCGUCGUGCCUGGCGUGCUUACAGGGCCCAGGGCUUGGGGCUGGGGUUCUAGGGCUGUAGGAGCAGCACAGGGCGGGGCGGGAGGGUGGCUGGUGCCUGCCUGGAGGCCCCACCUCCACGGUGCCUGCCUCUGUGCCGCCCUGCGGACAGACCAGAAUCCUCGUCCCAGCAAAAAGACCCAUUGCAUUAGGAAAAGGACAGCCACCUAGCUCAGACCGACCAGGGUGAGAGCUGCAGAGUUUUGCUUCAUUUUUAAGAAAUAAAUACUCUGCAGAAAGCCCCGUUUACCUUCAAGAUCUGAAUAAAAUUUAAAUUCCAUGAGAACCCAUCUCAGCGAAUUCAAACCCCUCCUGUGGUUUUGGAAGCCGUGUUUGCUCUCGUGUGGCUCAAGAAUUCUGAGGACCAGAGCGUGGAUAUGCAAACCUGCCGGCUUCCACUGCAGGUGGGGCCCUCCCCGAGCUCCCGAGGGUCUGUUAACAGCGGAUCACUCCGGGUAAGCAUCCUUUAAGGCGAGAGAAUUCACAUCUGGGAGCUGAAACGUGAAGCCAUCCGGUGGCUCCGGGAGGAAGUGGUGGACUCGCUGGUCUUGGUCGUUUGUAUUUAGGCGUGUUUGGACCUUACACGUAAUUUACACACACAUCUUUUGGAAGGGGUAAGGUUUCCUUUUGUGCUACUCAUUAUUGGCCUUUGUAGGUAAAAGUUGCUUUUCAGGGUAUUUGUCUUGAUUGCCCUGCAAACCCGUGACCUUUCAUGACCUCUGAGUGCCAUUGCUGUAGCUCACGCUGCGCAGACCCCGGGCUUCUGGGCUUCUGGCUUUUGCUCCGGUCCUAGCACAGGCUUGGGCGUGUGGAGCCAGUCGGAGGGAAGGGCCCCACCGCCAGCUCCCUGCCGUACAUCCGUCUUUGAAUUUCUCUUCCUUGCUCAUGCGUGAGGACUUGGGCAUCAGGAACCUGAAAAUGGGGCUCAGUUGCAGCAUUUCUGUUUAAUUUUUGUUUUAGGAGCAGGGAAGGAAUACUUUACUUAGGAAUCAAACAGAUGCCAAUGACCCCCCAAAAAGUUGACUUCUGGAGGAAAAAAAAAAACCUGUUUUCCAAUAUUUUGUUGGAAAAGUGCAGCACAAGGUGCACCUGUGGCUUUGUUUGCACACGGCUGCUUGCCGGGCUCUCGAGCUUGUCUGAAGCCCUCACAGGGACUGGUCUGUUGGCUCCAGCACUGGCCCGAACAGAUCACCCUGUGCCUCGUGGGCAGAUGCUUCGUUUGGAGGACUUGGUGCUUUCAGAGGAGCUGGUUGGGCCUGGAGGAGGCUGUGACAGAGCAGGGCGGGGUUCAUCAGACCCUUAGCCUGGCCAUGAGCCCGCUGCCGCCUGCGCUCCGGUGCGGCUGGGGUCUGGCCACA